AUGGUAAAAUUUACCGCUGAACAAAUGCGUGCCUUGAUGGACAAGGCUACAAAUCUCAGAAAUAUCACUGUUAUUGCGCACGUCGACCAUGGAAAAACUACUCUUACUGAUACCCUCUUGAACAAGGGUGGCAUUACCUCUCAGGCUUCUCGUCAAAUGGACACCCGUCCCGAUGAACAAGAAAGGGGUAUAACUAUAAAGUCCACAGCCAUAUCAAUCUAUUUCCAGCUGCCCGAGGCAGAGCUCAAGGCUGUGGCGCAACAAACUGCUGGAUCCGAGUUUCUCAUCAAUCUUAUCGAUAGUCCUGGUCAUGUCGACUUCUCUUCUGAAGUCACCGCCGCUCUUCGUGUUACCGACGGCGCUCUUGUUGUUGUCGACACCAUCGAUGGAGUCUGCGUUCAAACCGAGACCGUUCUCCGACAAGCCCUCACCGAGCGUAUCAAACCCGUUGUGGUGAUCAACAAAGUCGACCGCGCGCUUCAAGAGCUGAAGCUCUCUAAGGAAGAGCUUUACCAGUCUUUCUGCCGGACCAUCGAGUCCGUCAAUGCUGUCAUCGCUAUGUACAACGAUCCUGCUCUGGGAGAUGUUCAAGUAUCACCCGAACAAGGAACGGUAGCUUUUGCGUCAGGAUUGCAGGGAUGGGGUUUCACGCUUCGACAAUUAGCCGCUCGUUAUGCGCGCAAGUUCGGUGUUGACGAGAACAAGAUGCUUUCCCGCCUGUGGGGCGACAACUAUUAUAACCCGACAACAAACAAGUUCACCAGCAAAUCGACGGAUGCAGAUGGGGCACCCCUGGAGCGUGUGUUCAACCGACUUGUGCUGGAUCCGAUAUACAAAAUCUUCGACGCUAUUCUCGGCGCCGGAGGCACUCAAGACCCUUCUGGAAUUGGCCCAAUACUCGACCGUCUUGAGAUCACUCUUUCGACAAAAGAGCGCCAACUCUUUGGCAAAGAUCUUCUGAAAACAGUAAUGCAAAAGUAUCUGCCUGCAGGCGAUGCUCUCCUCAGUAUGAUCGUGCUGCAUCUACCUUCCCCCGUUGUCGCCCAACGCUAUCGAGCGCCAAUGCUCUACGAAGGCCCCCCUGAUGACGAAUCCGCAUUGGGUAUCCGCGAUUGUGAUGCAUCGGGUCCAUUAGUGCUCUUUGUUUCCAAGAUGGUCCCAACGUCAGAGCGCGGUCGAUUCUACGCGUUUGGCCGUGUUUUCUCUGGGACAGUCCGAACGGGUCAGACAGUCCGCAUUCAAGGACCUCACUACAUACCUGGCUCUGGUGGAGGCGGGAAGAAGGACAAGGAAGACUUGUUUGUCGGCAAGUCAAUCCAACGGGUUGUCUUGAUGAUGGGCCGCCAUAUUCAGCCUCUUGCCGAUUGUCCGGCGGGCAACAUCGUAGGUCUUGUGGGUAUCGACGAGUACGUGCUGAAGAGCGCCACCCUGACAACUUCCCUAACCGCCCACAAUAUCCGAGGCAUGCGGUUCGAUGUGGCGCCGGUGGUUGAAGUUGCCGUCGAGGUUCAGAGCCCUGCAGACUUACCCAGACUUGUCGAGGGUUUGAAACGACUUUCAAAAGUUGACUCGGUCGCCCAGACAAGGCUUUCGGAAUCUGGGGAACAUAUUGUAGCAGCUGCUGGGGAGCUUCAUCUCGAGAUUGUGAUCAAAGAUCUCGGUGACCUCGCAGGCGUUCCUCUCAAGGUCUCUCAACCGAUUGUUCCUUACCGCGAGAGUGUCAGCGCCGUCUCUUCGUCGCCCGCUCUAGCCAAAUCCCCCAACAAACACAAUCGCUUGUACCUCACCGCCGCACCACUGGGCGAGACUCUUACUUCCGCGAUUGAAAACGGCACCAUUAGCGCGCAAGACGAUCCCAAGUCACGUGCUCGUAUACUUGCCGAUGAGCAUGGAUGGGAUGUCACCGAAGCCCGCCGCAUUUGGGCGUUUGGCCCAGAGGGCAAUGGUGCUAAUGUGCUUGUGGACACAACGAAAGGCGUUCAAUACAUGAACGAGAUCAAAGAUUCGUGUGUUGCAGGUCUACAGUGGGCGACCAAAGCCGGGGUGUUGGCUGAAGAACCGAUGCGAGGAACAAGACUCAAUGUUGUCGAUGUCAUGCUCCAUCCAGAUGCAAUCCAUCGUGGUAGUGGUCAGAUACUGCAGACAAUGAGACGUGUGGUCAACGCAGCCUCGCUUCUCGCACAACCAGUCCUUCACGAGCCUAUCUUCCUCGUCGAGAUCCAAUGUCCGAAUACCGCUAUCGGUGGCGUGUACAGCGUUUUGAGUAUGCGGCGUGCCCAAGUGUUCAGCGAGGAGCAGCGUGGGACAUCUGCCUUAUGCACGAUAAAAGCCCACGUACCAGUGAGCGAGUCGUUUGGGCUUAGUUCGGCUCUCCGUCAAGCAACAGGAGGUCAAGCCUUCCCUCAGAGUAUAUUCGACCAUUGGGCAGCGGUACCAGGGUCUGCGCUGGACAAGGGAAGCCGUGCCGAAGAGAUAGUCACCAAGAUAAGGACGCGCAAAGGUCUGAAUCCAAGCGUACCUCCUCUCGACACUUAUUUGGAUCGCCUUUAG
Messenger RNA from Mycena indigotica, 2550 nucleotides. RefSeq names its product Elongation factor. Gene Ontology annotation, cellular component: cytosol; ribonucleoprotein complex. Gene Ontology annotation, molecular function: translation elongation factor activity; ribosome binding; GTPase activity. Lineage: Eukaryota; Fungi; Basidiomycota; Agaricomycetes; Agaricales; Mycenaceae. Gene Ontology annotation, biological process: translational elongation. The record is from RefSeq and is a predicted model, not a curated record. Bases 1 to 2550 code for a protein of 849 amino acids. The transcript has 10 exons.